AUGCCAACCCAGGCUCUGCUGCCCAUCUUGCUUCUCUGUGUUCUCCUGCUGCAAGCCCAGGGAGGGCACCUUAGGAGGAACAAGAUGAAGAGUAUGCCACUGCCACCCAAAGAAAUCCAGAUCUGUGAGAAGAGAUUCAAGAUACAUUUGUGCAGAAGCACCUGUACAGAAGACAGAGACUGUCAAGCAAAUAACAUGUGCUGUUUAAGCUUCUGUGGGAGAAUUUGCAUGAACAUUCUCUGA
This is a messenger RNA of Pipistrellus nathusii (Nathusius's pipistrelle), 243 nucleotides long. NCBI's taxonomy places the organism in Eukaryota, Metazoa, Chordata, Mammalia, Chiroptera, Vespertilionidae. The record is from the annotation of a GenBank genome assembly.